AUGACAAUAAAGCUUGGAGUGCCUCGUUCUCUUCACCAGCAGCUGGAUCUUGAGAAGGUUAAGUCUAUCUUCCCAUAUGGGAGGAUUCUUAAUGUGGAGGUUGUGGAUGGAGGACUGAUUUGCUCAAGCGGUGUUCUAGUUGAAGAAAUGGGUGAUAAAAACGAAGAUUGCUACAUUGUGAAUGUCGCCGUUUACGUUGGCUACUAG
Molecule: messenger RNA, 207 nt
Organism: Thlaspi arvense
Lineage: Eukaryota; Viridiplantae; Streptophyta; Magnoliopsida; Brassicales; Brassicaceae
Source: the annotation of a GenBank genome assembly